Molecule: messenger RNA, 896 nt
Organism: Prorocentrum cordatum
Lineage: Eukaryota; Dinophyceae; Prorocentrales; Prorocentraceae
Source: the annotation of a GenBank genome assembly
UUGUGUCGAAGAGGAAAAAGCGUCAUAAGCACAUUUUUGUUUUCCGAGGCUUGUGUUGUUCCCAUCCUCCUGAAGGACCAGUUCAAUCCACAUCGCACACUAGUAUUCUACGUUGUCCAGAUUGCCUGGGUCGCUCAGCGCCUGUGUCCAAACACCCACAGUGCGGGGGGUCCUCCGCGCCAAUGGCUUGCUCGCCGGAGCUGGUCUGUUCGCUGCUGCUGGGGCUGGUGCCGCUGUUCGCUUCUGGCUUGCAGCUCGAGUCGACGACUUCAGAUCUUCGGUGGCUUGAGCCGCCGGCGUCGCCCCCCGUUGCCGCGGUCCCGCAGGCGGUGGGGAAUAGAAGCGUGCUGCUGAUAGUGGCUGGCUUGGCACGGCACUUGGAGGCCACGUGGCCGGGACUGGAGCAGGCCCUCUUGCUGCCGAACGAGCAGGCCGGUUACACGUUUGAUAUUGUGUUCAGCACCAAUGCGGGCCUCGAGUGCCAUCGCGAGUCGCCCAAGUGGAACAGCCGCAAGUGCGAGGAGCCGACCAAUCAGAUUCCUUUCCACACCUGGAUCGCCUCAGAAAGCUGUUCGGCGCCCGCGAGGUGGACGUGUUCCACGACGACUCCAGGUGUGACGGCCGCGCACGGCGAGCCCCAGGGCGGCUCGGCGGCGACGCCGAGGCGGACCUGCCCCUCGAAGUCGUCGGCGCUGAGCCGACAGCUGCCCGCCGCGACCGUCGAGCCUGCGCUCCCUGGUUCGAGCGGGUGCACCGCGUGCUCGCGGCAGCAGUGGAGCGCGGCGAGCGGUUCGACAGGGUGGUGGCUCUGCGGCCCGACAUCGUCCUGCACCCGGUCGUGGGCGGCGCUGCUGGCAACCCUGGAAGGGGACCGCGUCCGUUGCCGCCUCCGCUGA